Molecule: messenger RNA, 2858 nt
Organism: Zootermopsis nevadensis
Lineage: Eukaryota; Metazoa; Arthropoda; Insecta; Blattodea; Termopsidae
Source: RefSeq, a predicted model, not a curated record
GUUCAAGUUUGGAUACACAUAUAGAAAGCUGUGAGAAGCUAAAUUCACAACAGACAAGAUGGCCGCUGUGUUGUUGCAGGAAAGUCGAUUGAUAUAAUAGUUUCACGAAUAAAAAGUGAAGAUAUUCGUAUUCAGCAUAUCUAUAUUGCAUGGUUUUAAAUAGUCUACUUCACAGAGAAAUGGAUACAGUAGUGCAGAUUAAUUCAGGAGAGGCCGGUAUUGAAAAACAAGGAAGUUGCUUGCUGCUUCGUUAUGCAAGUCAGAAUUCACUUGAUGAGAGUUCUCAGAAACAUGUACCACGACCAAGCAGUAAAGAGAAACCACCAUACCGAAAUCACCAUCACACUCACAGGGCAUUUGAUGUAAUGAAUGUAAUGAGGAAGCAAAACCUAUUGUGUGAUGUAACACUAGUUGCUGACAGCAUCGAAGUACCAGCCCAUAAGAUGGUGUUGGCAGCAUGUAGUCCGUAUUUCUAUGCCAUGUUCACAAGUUUCGAAGAAAGUAAACAAGAACGUAUCACAUUACAAGGAGUAGAUUCUCAAGCAUUACAGUUGCUAGUAGAGUAUGUCUACUCAUCAGAAGUUCAUGUAACAGAGGAGAAUGUCCAGGUAUUGCUUCCAGCAGCAAAUUUGUUACAGCUGACAGAUGUGAGGGAUGCUUGUUGUGAUUUCUUACAAGCUCAGUUGCAUCCAACCAAUUGUCUUGGAAUUAGAGCCUUUGCUGAUCUUCAUGGUUGUCUUGAACUAUUGAGUCAUGCAGAAACAUAUAUCGAACAGCAUUUUCCGGAAGUUGUGGAAUGUGAAGAGUUCCUGACAUUAUCUCAUCAACAAGUUUCCAAACUAAUUUGUAGUGACAGGCUUACAGUUCCAUCAGAAGAAAAGGUAUUUGAGUGUGUGAUUGCAUGGGUUCACCAUGACUUGGAAAACAGGCAAAUGCACUUGGCAGAAUUGAUGGAGCAUGUCCGGUUGCCAUUACUGUCACAGGAGUACCUUGUACAGAGGGUGGAGGAAGAGCCACUGCUGAAAGCUAAUUUACAGUGUAAAGAUUACCUUAUUGAAGCUCUGAAAUAUCAUUUAUUGAAAGGUGAACAGAAGAUUUUGUUUAAAACACCAAGAACAAAACCACGACAACCUGUAGGAUUACCCAAGGUACUUCUUGUGGUGGGUGGACAGGCUCCUAAAGCAAUCCGGAGUGUGGAAUGUUACGAUUUCAAAGAAGAACGAUGGUAUCAAGUAGCAGAGAUGCCAACAAGGCGCUGCAGGGCUGGCUUAUCAAUGAUUGGUGGCUGUGUGUAUGCCGUGGGUGGUUUCAAUGGCUCCCUGCGGGUGAGGACUGUUGAUGUGUAUGACGCAGCUUUAGAUCAGUGGUCUUCCUGUGCCAGUAUGGAAGCACGAAGAUCAACCCUCGGUGUUGCCGUUCUGGGAAAUUGCAUUUAUGCAGUGGGUGGAUUUGAUGGCUCAACCGGUCUGAAUUCGGCAGAAAUGUAUGAUCCACGAACUCAUGAAUGGAGGAUGAUUGCUCCUAUGUCCACUAGGAGGAGUAGUGUGGGGGUUGGUGUCGUAAAUGGGUUGCUUUAUGCUGUAAGUGGCUAUGAUGGUGCGUCAAGGCAGUGCCUGAGUUCUGUGGAGAGUUACAAUCCUGAUUCAGAUACAUGGUCUGCUAUUAUAGAGAUGUCUGCACGGCGUAGUGGUGCAGGUGUCGGUGUCUUAGAUGGAAUUUUAUAUGCAGUAGGAGGUCAUGAUGGUCCUUUGGUCCGAAAGCGUGUGGAAUCUUAUAAUCCAGAUACUAAAACUUGGACCCCAGUUGCAGAUAUGGCACUAUGCAGGAGGAAUGCAGGUGUUGUUGCCCUUAAUGGAAUGCUGUACGUUGUUGGUGGGGAUGAUGGUACGUCAAACCUGGCUUCUGUGGAAGUCUAUAAUCCCAAAACUGAUUCCUGGUCAAUGCUGCCAUCUUCUAUGGGUAUUGGUCGCAGUUAUGCGGGAGUUGCUAUCAUUGACAAGCCUAUAUGAAGAUCAGCCCAGCCUGGGACAGAGGCAUCCAGUGGGGUUUAUUUACAUUGGCUCCUAGUAAACAAAUUGUUUCCACUUUGGUCUGCAAAUAUUGGAAACAUGAGAGAAAGGCAGAUACUGGAUGUGCUUUUGAGACAUGGCUACCUCUUGCCAUCUUAUUGGGAAUUAUAAAUAGCUUUGUAGUCACUCAGGGGGUGCUGCCCCUUAUCCCUUUGGGUAUUAAUAUAAAGUGAAAAAUGUUACAGUGGAAUAGUAAAUUUAGUAGAGCAUGUUGACCAUUUCUACAACAGUUAGCAUAAUUAUUAAUCAUUUUUAAAAAGGGAAACGUAUGGCAAUUUUUUGUUCAUGCUAAGUUAUGACCAUGAUAGUGAAACUGAAUAUGUGUCUUACUUUGACAUGAACAAAAUUCUGUUGAGUAUGGUUAAAAGAUUUGUGUGUGUGUGUGUGUGUGUGUGCUGUGGCAGUUUAUGCGGGAAUUAACGAUGUAAAAAAAAACACUCAACUAUACAACCCUCAUUGUCAAACCUUGCCAGUAGAGAAGAUACAUAUGUAAAGAAUAUGACUGACAGAAAGUCAGUUGUUCAUCAUUUCAACUGAAAACUAUAUUUUGUUGCAUUCUUCCUGCACUUUAACAUGCAUUUACUUCCCAUAUCAUAAUAUAUAAACAGCAGAAUAAAAGGAAUAAAUUAAAUAAAAACUAUACUUCAAUUUGAGCUCUACAUGUCUCAUGAAUAUAUGUAUGAAUGUAUUUAUCUUGGCUGAUGCAUUUAAUCAUCGAGAGCAAAAUUCAGUUUUCAUUUAAAUGUUUAGAUAUUGUGUUAGUUGCUUUUAUAUCUGACUUUGUGUAUG